Messenger RNA from Dendrobium catenatum, 2761 nucleotides. Its product is annotated as receptor-like serine/threonine-protein kinase ALE2. The transcript has 9 exons. NCBI's taxonomy places the organism in Eukaryota, Viridiplantae, Streptophyta, Magnoliopsida, Asparagales, Orchidaceae. The record is from RefSeq and is a predicted model, not a curated record. Gene Ontology annotation, biological process: protein phosphorylation. Gene Ontology annotation, molecular function: ATP binding; protein kinase activity. The coding region runs from base 290 to 2527 and encodes 745 amino acids.
CAAACCCCUCUCGCCUCUCCUUCGCGGCACUCGCACUCGCACUCGCACUCGCCUCCGGUCGCUUUGGGACCCCAUUCUUCCUGGUCUUUCUUUUCCUUUCACCCGGAUCUCUACUGCUGUGCUUUGCUGUGCACGGCCAGAGAGAAAGUAACUUUCGCCGUCCGAUUGGAUCUGGGUAUCUCCUUUCAGCUAGGUGUAGACGCCCUCCAGCGUCAGCAGUGUGAAUGCCGGUAUCCUGGUCGGCCAUGGAUGCGCGAAGUCGCCUUUACGGCCGGUGAUCCCUAACUUAAUGUUGCCCGUGGCUUGUUUCAGGGGAAAGAUGCGCGUACUUCUGAUGCUUUCCCUCUGUCUGCUUCCACUUGGGGUUGCUUCAUAUGGACUUCAAUCUUACUUUCUCUUCAGAUCAAAGGAGCAACCAAUGAAACCAAUACCUGUUAGCCUGACUAUGGCUCCAUCCAGGGUACCUGAAAAUUGGGCCAUGGCACCAUGGGCACCAAAGUCUUCACCAAAAAUUCCACCAAGAGGAAAAGCUGAAAGGCAUGCCCGUGCAAAGAAACAUCAUAAAGUUUCACCAUCCCCAUAUUCUCCUCCAAAAGAAAAUUGUGAUAGAAUAACAUGCUCUGAUCCCUUUACUCGGACACCAAUCGGUUCACCUUGUGGUUGUGUUUACCCUAUAAAAGUGGUUAUUGAUGUAGGGGUAGCUCCGAUUUUACUGUUUCCUGAGAUAGCAGAACUUGAAAUUGAGGUAGCAGCUGGUACAUUUCUGAAGCAAAGUCAAGUUCGAAUCAUGGGUGCUGAUGCGAGUAUCUAUAGUCAAGACAAGACAACAAUUUCAAUUUACCUGGUGCCUUUGGGUGAAAAAUUUGACAAAAUGACUGCUUUUAUUAUAUAUGAAAGGUUUUGGCAGAAAAAGGUUCGAAUAAGCACAUCCAAUUUUGGCGAUUACCAAGUUAUAUCUGUUCAUUAUCCAGGGCUUCCUUCCUCUCCACCACCCAUGCCUUGGGGAUUGUCGGGUAUCAGCCCCAUGGGAAGUCAGCAAUACCCAUUUACAGCAAAGGUACCUGCAGGCAACAAAGAGAACAUGAACGAUAGGAUAAUUGUUUUAGUUUCUCUUUCCUCUUUUUUGCUUAUUUCAGUCUGCAUUGGAGUGGUUUUAAUAAUCUUGAAAUUGAGGAAGCUGGAACAGCAUCCUACUAGUAGCAGUUCUGGUGUUGCCCCUUUGGCUAAGAGAUCUGGAGCUAAGACUACCAUACAAAGCAGCGUUGCAAGUUCAACAUCUAUGUCUCUUGUUUCUACAAUGGCUACUUACCCAUCCUCAGUGAAAACAUUUUUACUAGCUGAGCUGGAGAAAGCAACUAAUAGAUUUAGUUCUGAGAGAGUGUUGGGUGAAGGUGGAUUUGGACGUGUUUACCUUGGGAUCAUGGAGGAUGGAGAUGAAAUUGCUGUUAAGCUGCUAACAAGGAAAGAGCAGAAUGGUGACCGAGAAUUCAUCGGGGAAGUAGAAAUGCUUAGCAGACUGCAUCAUCGUAAUUUGGUCAAACUGAUUGGUAUAUGCAUUGAAGGCAAUAAACGCUGUCUGGUUUAUGAACUUGUUCGCAAUGGAAGUGUUGAGUCCCAUCUGCAUGGUGCAGAUAGGGACAAGCAGAUUUUGAGCUGGGAUGCAAGAAUGAAGAUAGCCCUUGGUGCUGCCAGAGGCCUUGCAUACCUGCAUGAGGAUUCCAAUCCUCGUGUUAUUCAUCGUGAUUUCAAGGCCAGCAAUGUACUGCUGGAAGAAGAUUUUACACCCAAGGUUUCAGAUUUUGGGCUGGCAAAAGAAGCAUCUGACGCAAGUCAUCAUAUUUCCACCCGAGUCAUGGGGACUUUUGGGUAUGUAGCGCCUGAGUAUGCGAUGACUGGGCAUCUUCUAGUUAAGAGUGAUGUCUAUAGUUAUGGCGUUGUGCUCCUGGAACUUCUAACAGGUCGUAAGCCUGUGUACAUGAGUUGUAAUGAUGAACCAGAGAAUCUUGUGACCUGCAGUCGCCCUUUGCUGACAAGCAAAGAAGGUUUAGAACAGCUUAUAGAUCCAUCCUUACGGGGAAUCUGUGACUUCAAUGACUUUGCUAGAGUUGCAGCAGUAGCCUCAAUGUGUAUUCACACAGAAGCAUCUCAGAGGCCUUUCAUGGGAGAAGUAGUCCAGGCAUUGAAGCUAAUAUACAAUGACAUGGACGAAACAAAUGAAGACUCUUACAGCCAAAGAGGAUCUUCCUCCUGCCAGGAUUACGACUACAAAGGUGAAUUUGGGCUGGAGAGCAGCUGGUGGAGUGGGUGCUCAUACUCUCAUGUAAACAUGGUGCAUAGCUCGGAUCAGAUUGAAGAGAUGUGCAGGCCUCAUUCCACUUCUUCUUUGGUUUCGAAGAUGGAAUCCAUAACUAGUUAUAACAGAUCUGGUCCUUUGAGAACAAAGAGAAAGAAAUCUGCACUUAAUAGACUGAGAAACACCGGGAGUGAGCAUGGGGUUACCAAGAGGCACUUACAUUUGGAUGGGUAAUUAGCCGUUGUAGUGUUAGCAGAGGGGAAUUGCUUCUUUUCAUAUUUUUAAAAUGUACAGCUGUGCCUUGGGGGGCCAAGUUACUUUGGCAUGGCUAUUUGUUUCUGAUUGGAAGAGUGAGCUGACCCAGGCAUGUAAUUUUGGAGAUCAUGAUUCAUUGCUUGUGCAUCAGAUCAUUUGACCUUGUCCAUUUUCAUCUUCUUCAAUGUUAAUAUAGAGUUAUAAUUUUUCUAA